AAGUCGAUCUGUUUCGGCGGCUAUUGCCCUGCGCUUUGGCAUGAAAGUUCAGGUACUACUUUUAUUUUUGGUGAGUCCUCUGUCGGAUAUUGGUGCAGAGGACUUCUGUCGAGAGACCAAAGGCUCGAUAUUGCACGAUCAAGUUCUAAUCGGCAAUGUGAUUUCCUCGUUGGUAACCCGUGGAAUUCUCUCUUGUGCCCAAAGAUGCCUGUCAUCGACGCCGUGCUCGUCAUUCAAUUACCAAACGUCAGCGCCAAGAGAGGGCAUUUGUGAGUUGAAUGACAAUCAAGAUGGAGAUGUACGUUCAAAGGUGGCUCUGAAACGUGGAUUCGCCUUUGGCCGAAUACAUCGAAAAGAGAGGCCGCGAAGCUGUUUAGAAGCGUGGAACCGAGGUGCGCGAAUAUCUGGUUUCUACUGCAUUCAAGACAAUAACGAUCAUCUCUACAAAAUGUAUUGCGACCUGGCCUCUGAACCCGGCUGGGCCUGGACACUGGUCACCUCACAAAGCUUACGCUACAGGGAGGAACAAUUUGCGUCAGUGGGGCUGCUUGUCGAUUCUCCAGAGAAUGCAGAAAUGGCCAAUUGGCAAGCUUACAGACUUCCUUUAAGAAAAAUGGAAGAAUUAAAAUCUCAAUCCACGCACUGGCGAGUAACGUGUUGUUUUCCAACACUUGGUGUCGAUUAUAGAGAUUAUGUAAAGGCAGAAUUUCGGAAAUUCGAUAUUUUGACUUUUUCGGCGGGAAGAGCAUGCAAAGAAGUGGAGUACAUGGAUGUUCGGGGGCAUAAUUGCCAACAAUGCACCUCAGCCUGGGGACAGAAAAAGAACUUUUUCUUGACUCACCGCAGUGACGUCAACGAGUGCGGGCGCAGCUCCACCCCAGACCACCUAAAUGGGGAGCAGACUUUCGGACGGUACAAAAAAGGGCGAAAUCCAAACUUUCGAUGUACUUCAGCCAAUUCAUCCACCACCAACUAUUGGUUUGGACACAAAUUAAGUAUAAGGGAUUCCCUCGAUUAAAGCGGCAUUUCUAGGUUUGGUGUCAUGAUCACUGAUAUUUUGGAUGCGCUAAAUUCUAAAAGAAAGACUGAAUAGAUUCUAGUGUGCCAGUACUCAUCAUCUCAGUGCAGUGCCCCCUUUCUUUACACACUUGGACCUGAAUUGCGACAUCUAUAACCACAGGGAUCCCAUAAAGAUGGUGUGACCUUCUGUGGGGUUUUCUGUCACCACGAAUGGCCAUAAACUGCAAAUUUCCAAUGGCCGAUGAGGCAAUCGUUAGAACUGUUUGCAGAGAACUCAAGGGGUUCGGUGACGAUGCUUUCAGAGGUACUUUGGGCUACCACAAGUAACUUUCAGGUUGCUGGGAAGUUCUUUUAAAUUAAGUUCAAUGUCUUUUUUUUUGUAAAAUAUAAAGAACGAAGACCUUUCCGUUUUCUUUUCUUUGGA
Molecule: messenger RNA, 1444 nt
Organism: Stylophora pistillata
Lineage: Eukaryota; Metazoa; Cnidaria; Anthozoa; Scleractinia; Pocilloporidae
Source: RefSeq, a predicted model, not a curated record